ACGGGAAAAAGGUGGCUUUGGCCCGGGUGGCUCGGCUUCCUGGGGCUAUGUAGCUGGGCUCGCCGCCUCGCGGUUCUCCUUCGCCGCCCUCGCCGCGUCCUGACGCGGAGUUUCUGCUCGGUAGAGGCUGUCCUCGCGCCCGCCGCUCUCUCUUGACAGCAGAACCUGCUUGCUCGCCCGUGGGAGCGUCCCGGCCGAGCAGCCCUGAGGGGGAGGGGAGGCCAUUUUGUCCCGACCGACUCCCCGGAACCGGGCGGAGCGGCUGGGAGAGGCUGCGGAUCCGCCGUCGCCGUCCUCGGAGGCACCAGGGGCUGCCACUGUCUGGGCUUCCUCGACAAGGCUAUUUGUAGGUCGCCCGCGCCCUCUCGAACCCUCCUUUUUCCCACGCUUCCCCGGUCCUCCGGCCCGAGAACGCCCGGGUGAGGAGUUGGCCGUAGUGCGAGGGACCGAUCCCUUGGGGCCGCCGGCGGCCAGAGCCUGAGCCGCUCCUCCCAAUGGCGAAGAAGACGUACGACCUGCUUUUCAAGCUGCUCCUGAUCGGGGACUCGGGAGUGGGGAAGACCUGCGUCCUUUUUCGCUUUUCUGAUGAUGCCUUCAAUACCACCUUCAUUUCCACCAUAGGAAUAGACUUUAAGAUCAAAACAGUUGAAUUACAAGGAAAGAAGAUCAAGCUACAGAUUUGGGAUACGGCAGGCCAAGAGCGAUUUCACACCAUCACAACCUCCUACUACAGAGGAGCAAUGGGUAUCAUGCUAGUAUAUGACAUCACCAAUGGUAAAAGCUUCGAAAACAUCAGCAAAUGGCUUAGAAACAUAGAUGAGCAUGCCAAUGAAGAUGUGGAAAGAAUGUUACUAGGAAACAAGUGUGAUAUGGAUGAUAAAAGAGUUGUACCUAAAGGAAAAGGAGAACAGAUUGCAAAGGAGCAUGGUAUUAGAUUUUUUGAGACUAGUGCAAAAGCAAAUAUAAACAUUGAAAAGGCGUUUCUCACACUAGCUGAAGAUAUCCUUCGAAAAACCCCCGUAAAAGAGCCCAACAGUGAAAAUGUAGAUAUCAGCAGUGGAGGCGGCGUCACGGGCUGGAAGAGCAAAUGUUGCUGAGCGUUCUCCUGUUCCAUCCGUUGCCAUCCACCACCUGUUUCUCUUUUCGCUGCAAAUAAACCACUCUGUCCAUUUUUAACUCUAAACAGAUACUUUUGUUCCUCAUCCUAACUAUCCCGUCCUCCUAUUCUAUUUGUUCUUUCAUCUGUGACUGCUUGCUGACUUUAUUAUUAUAAUUUUUCUUCAAACAAAAAAAUGUAUAGAGAAAUCAUGUCUGUGACUCAUUUUAAAUGUACUUGCUCAGCUCACCACUGCAUUUCAGUUGUAUUAUAGUCCAGUUCUUAUCAACAUUAAAACGUAUAGCAAUCAUUUUAAUUCUAUUCUGCAAAUUGUAUAAGAAUAAAAGUUAGAAUUAACAAUUUUAUUUUGUACAACAGUGGAAUUUUCUGUCAUGGAUAAUGUGCUUGAGUCUCUAAUCUAUAGAUGUGAUAGCAAAAGAAACAAACAGAAGCCAGGAAAACACUCAUUUUCGCCUCGAAUAUGUAAAUGGGGUUAAUUUUGUCCUGUGCCUUAUGUGGAAAGGAACUUACUUGGUUUUUCCUUUUUCGUUUUGGUGGAAGCAUGUGCAGGAGACAUAUCAUCCAAACAUAACCCGUUAAAAUAUUUGUGGUUUGCUUGGCUGUAAUUUUCAUAGUCGUUAACUGAGGACAAAGCGUAAUGCAGACAUGAUAGCUUUGGUUUGCUGACUCUUGUGUUCAGUGGCCUUGACACUUCCGACUGUUCGCCCGCCAGUUCUCCGUGGCCGCUUUCUCCGCGUGGCUCAUCUCCUGCAUGCCCCUUUAUUUGCUUCUCCUUCCCACCACCUUGCGGUGUGAGUUAUUUAGAAAUGAAAGGGGCAAACUAGUAGGUUUGUCAGGUUUAACAUAAAGCACUGAUGUAACUUGCUUAAGUAAACUAAAAGACAGAUUCUAACUACCUGCUGUCCACGUCAGUUAAUUGAUGUCUUCCCUCAUUACUCUCUUCCAAAAACCUGUGCCCUGAUCCUUUAUUCUGUUUUGACUCUGUGUUCUUCCCUUUGUUCUCUUGCUAUCUAUCCAUCGAGUUUAUGAAAUGGAAGAGCUAAUUGCAUGCACUAGUGUUCGGAGGGUAUUGUGGUUUGUCUUUCUAAUUAGGUGUGUAUCCUCUUCACUUUCCUAGAAUAAGUCUCUUACCCUAAAUUUGAGUAGUCUCCAUUUUGGCAACUCCUCUGUCAGUCAGGUAGCCCAGUGAAGACUGUUUAAAUUUAAAAACAAAACAGGAAGGAGGAUUGGAUUUUGUUAACAUGUUUGCCAAAUGUAGUGAGAUUUGGCCUCUGAAGAACACUUUUUCAGUGUUGUCUUUACCUUAAGAUUUAGAGAUACUUCAAAAUAUUACUAAUUUUAAGUACUAUCUUGACAUCCUCUUGGGAAACUUGUAUUACCAUGGAUUUAGAAGGACAAGAAAGAUCUCUAGCUGUUUCUAGCCCUGUCCUUCGCUUCGUCUUUCUAGUUUUGCUUCAUUGCUUAUCACUAGGAUAGGGUAGGUUAAGUUUGCUAUGCUGCUAGCAUCCUAAGAUGAUACCUUUGUUGAAAUAAUUGUGAAUAGCAUGAUUCAUUUCGAGCAGAGGCUGAGUUUAGGACAGCAGCUUCCAUUGAAAAGUCUCUCUGUGUUGUGACACACAUUUUAAUGACCUCUUGGCUCACAUAAACACCACAGGGACAUAUGUGGUAUGAAAAUCCACGAAUUUUUCAGAUAGUGCCCUAAAAAUUUUAUAUGCCUCACUGGUGGUUGUUGUUCUUAGGUCUUUCCUUCACUUGACUUUAUCAUUGUUUACUAGUAAAAAGCAGCAUUGCCAAAUAAUUGCUAAUUUUCCACUAAAAAAAUGAAAGCUUUUUGUUAAGUUUUAGGUUAAAUCUACUGUGGUUAAUGUAUUUGUUGCUACCCUUUAUCUGGAAUAUGGCAGUAUCUCUUUUUUUAACUUUUAACCCUCUUUAAUCCUUAUUCAAUUCAGUGACUUAAGGUUUGAGAGCUAAACACUGGGAUUUUUAGGUAACAGACUGACAGUUUUCUUGUUUGCAUAAUUAUAAUCGGCAUUGUACAUAGAAAGGAUAUGGCUACCUUUUGUUAAAUCUGCACUUUCUAAAUAUCAAAAAAGGGAAAUGGAGUAUAAAUCAAUUUUUGUAUCAUCUGUUUAAAACAUGAAUUUUAUUUGCUUAAUAGUAGGGCUUUGCCCCGUUUCUGUAAGUCUCGGGAUCCUAUGUAGACGCUGUUCUCAUUAAACACCAAACAGUUUGAGUCCAUUCUCUGGUACUAGCUACGAAUUCGGUUUCAUAUAUCCUUAACAAUUUAAAUAAACGGAAAUAUUUCUAGAUGGUCUACUUCUAUUCAUAUAAAAACAAAACUUGAUUUCCAA
Messenger RNA from Cavia porcellus (domestic guinea pig), 3468 nucleotides. RefSeq names its product RAB10, member RAS oncogene family (gene Rab10). The record is from RefSeq and is a predicted model, not a curated record. Gene Ontology annotation, biological process: cellular response to insulin stimulus. The coding region runs from base 495 to 1097 and encodes 200 amino acids. The transcript is spliced from 6 exons. Lineage: Eukaryota; Metazoa; Chordata; Mammalia; Rodentia; Caviidae. Gene Ontology annotation, cellular component: recycling endosome; insulin-responsive compartment; Golgi apparatus. Gene Ontology annotation, molecular function: GTP binding; myosin V binding; GTPase activity.